Molecule: messenger RNA, 2165 nt
Organism: Linderina pennispora
Lineage: Eukaryota; Fungi; Kickxellomycota; Kickxellomycetes; Kickxellales; Kickxellaceae
Exons: 1
Coding region: 434-1987 (517 amino acids)
Molecular function (GO): zinc ion binding
Source: RefSeq, a predicted model, not a curated record
AACGGCCUGCAGAAAUCCUCACUACAGCAUUUUGGCGAAUUCGAAAUUAGCGAGCGUUGUAUCCAUCUGGAUGUUUCCGAUUCCUUUCGAGUGCAUCCUUCGUGGCGUGCUCAGUCCCCUCCGGGCAGCAUGUCGCAGCAGCGAAACUUACAUGGUGUGAGAUAAAUCGAAGUUUUCGAGAGAGAAAGAAUCCAACCUCUCGAGCGCGAGGCAACGCGUAAGGUUUUGAUGGCUGGACCUGGAUCAAGCCAUUAGAUUUCUGAUCAGCUUUUUUUGUUGUUGACGUGCCGAUUUUUUCCCUUCCCACCUGGAAUGCAUGCACGCGCUGGUGGCCAUUUUCCUCUCUAAAAGAUCGCUUCUUCAACCCUUCCUAUUAUUUUCGCAAAUGCACAAGCCAUAGCAACACAGCCCAGCAAAAACGUGAUAUACAACAAUGGGUGGCGACGAGAGCUUAUCACCGGCACCAAAUACGUCACAGCCUGCUGCAGCAGAUCAGACGGACGUGCUGAACAACAACAUGGAGUACAUGCUGGUAUAUCGGGCAAUCGAGGUGCUACGAAGCCAGCUGACGCGUGCCAAAAGCGACAUGCAGCAGCUGGAGGCGCUGAGGGCCUCGGCAUUGCGUGACCCUGCACAAUAUGUCACAGCGCUGGUGGCGAACACGGGACCCAAGGCGCCAGCACCGCAGACAGUAGGUGAGGUGCCGAGCGUCCACAUGGAGCCGUAUUUGAGCUGCGCAGACCCAGUUUCUCUGCAAACAUACAUGACAACCGUGCGCUCAGGAGACGGUCACGAGCGAGUGGUGACACGGCCGCGCAACGGGCGUAUGGCGUGGUCCGCGCGAUCCAGUGCGCGCGUGUCACGGCAGCCGUCGCUGGUCGGCGUGUCACGAAUGGCAGUGACGGCGGCGCCGUCGGUGCGGGCGACGCCAACCGCAUCUCCGGCCCCUGUAGCGACACCAGUGACACCAGUGGCACCAGCGGCACCAGCGCCCAGGGUGCAACCGAGCACGACGGCAACAAACACAGCGACCGAUGAUGGAAAUACUGACAAGUCACGAGGGCAGAAAACGCUGACACCGCAGAUGCUGGCUGAAUUCCGGCGGCAGGCGUCCGAGCGAUCGGCGUCACCGGAGGCAGCAGCACCGCCGCCGGUGAAGCGCAAGCGCGGGCGGCCACCGAAGCCCGGCGGACCGACGGAGCGCAAGCGGCUGUCGCAGGCGCUGGGGACGAAGGCUCGGGCCCGUGGGCCGACGCGGCGGGUCGAGGGCGGGGCGCGGCCAGCCAGCUUCAACGUGCCAUGGUCGGACGCCGAGCAGCAGCGGCUGGAGCAGCUGCUGGGCGAGUUCCCCGAGGAGGAGGUGGCCAACAACCGCUGGCGCAAAAUCUCCGAGGCCCUGGGAACCCGCACCAUGCGCCAGGUCGCCAGCCGCGUGCAAAAGUACUUCAUUAAGCUUGCCAAGGCUGGCCUGCCGGUGCCAGGACGCGCCCCCGACACGUCGCAGUGGGGUGAUGCACGUGACGAACCCCGCCCACCGCGCAGGCCCCGCGACGUUGACUUCACAAGCUCCGAGGACGACGACUAUGCGAGCGAUGAUGGCGGAUAUGCUGCAGGGGAGUCCAGUGGGGUUGCUGCGGGCACGUCCAGUGUGACUGGCAGCACUGCAGCUGCGGCUGACGGGGUUCCCAGCACUCCCGGGCCGCAGUUCCAAACCCCGGCGCUGCAGAGCGCCAAGGCUGUGCAUUUGGGGUACCGCUGCGACUCCUGCUCGGCUGAGCCAAUCGUCGGCAUCCGCUGGCACUGCCAGGACUGCCACGGCGCUCAGACGGUGGAUUUAUGCGACGACUGCAUGGAGGAGGGUGCCUACGAGACGCCGUGGCACACGCAUAUCCACAACUUCCACGCGUACCGGGACGCCGAGAUGGAGCCAUACUAUGCGAGCGAGGUCGGCGCUCCGGCGCUCCGCGAGUUCUCGUACCUGGCAUGAGCAUGCCACUAUGUAGGGGGAUGCUGUUGCUGGAUGCGCCUUACAUCUCCCUGUCUAUUGCUGCGGGCUUCCAGUGCCGCAAUGCCUUGUUUUUUUCUCUCAGUGCUGCGUAGUUUGCAUCCGAUGUGCAUUGCAUGAUAGCUGCUAAAUUUACCCCCUCAUUAUCUUUUUUACAUGC